Messenger RNA from Oncorhynchus keta (chum salmon), 3303 nucleotides. It is a transcript of the gene ddx23, whose product is annotated as DEAD (Asp-Glu-Ala-Asp) box polypeptide 23. Gene Ontology annotation, cellular component: catalytic step 2 spliceosome. Gene Ontology annotation, molecular function: ATP binding; RNA helicase activity; RNA binding. The record is from RefSeq and is a predicted model, not a curated record. The coding region runs from base 177 to 2624 and encodes 815 amino acids. NCBI's taxonomy places the organism in Eukaryota, Metazoa, Chordata, Actinopteri, Salmoniformes, Salmonidae. The transcript has 17 exons. Gene Ontology annotation, biological process: mRNA splicing, via spliceosome.
UUUCUUGGGAAAUGUAGGGAAAUUGUUUUAACACCAUGCUGAACCUACACUGUGCAAUGCCUCUAGAAAACCACAAUUACCAGACUCAGAAUCCGCUGUUCUUUUAAUUUGUGGCGUCGUGCAACAUGGCGGUUUGGUAAAACGAAGAUAGUUCGUAAGCAUCUUGUUAAGAGACCAUGAUGGCUGGUGAUCCAACCGACAAGAACAAUGCAGCAGAGACCUCAGGAGUCAAGGAUAAGGAUCGGGAGCGGAAACGCAGUCGCUCACGAGAGCGUGAACGCAAAGGAUCCCCGUCCAAGGACCGGAAACCUCGCCAACGCUCUCGUGAACGCAACCGAUCCAAAUCCGCAGAAAGAGAUCGCCGUCUGAAGGACAAGGAGAGAGAAAAGGAGCACGACCGGGACAAGAACAGAGAGAGGGGUCGCAAGGACCGCGAUAAGGACGGUCACCGCAGAGACAAAGACUCCAGCAAGAAAUCCAGAAGUGUCUCCCCCAAGUCCAAGGACAGGAUAAAGAGGGAGAAGGAUUUGAAGAAAGAGGAGGAUGAGGAAGAUGAGAAAAAGAAGAAAAGCAAGGUCCAGCCACUGUCUCUAGAGGAACUUCUAGCCAAGAAGAAGGCAGAGGAGGAGGCGGAGGCAAAGCCCAAGUUCCUGUCCAAGGCAGAGCGCGAGGCGGAGGCUCUGAAAAGGAGGCAGCAGCAGACUGAGGAGAGGAAGAAGACUAUCGAUGAGGACAGGAAGAAGAGGAGGAUGUUCCAGGACAUCGGGAGGAAGAUGAUGGAGGACCCCCAGGAGAGGGACAGACGAGAACGGAGAGAGCGGAUGGAGCGGGAGAACAACGGGGACCAAGCGGAUGACGGAAGACAGAAGAUCAGAGAGGAGAAGGAUAAGGGCAAGGAGCUCCAGGCCAUCAAGGAGCGUUACCUGGGCGGGACUAAGAAGCGCCGGCGGACACGUCACCUGAACGACAGGAAGUUUGUCUUUGAGUGGGAUGCCUCUGAAGACACGUCUACCGACUACAACCCCAUUUAUAAGGAGAAGCACCAGGUCCAGCUGUAUGGCCGGGGCUUCAUCGCUGGGAUCGACCUCAAGCAACAGAAGAAAGACCAGUCCCAUUUCUACGUGGACAUGAUGGAGACGAGACGUACACUGGAGGAGAAGGAGCAGGAGGAGGUGCGACUGAAGAAGGUUCAUAAGAAGGAGGCCAAGCAGCGUUGGGAUGACAGGCACUGGUCGCAGAAGAAGCUGGAGGAGAUGGCGGACAGGGACUGGCGUAUCUUCAGGGAGGAUUACAGUAUCACCACCAAGGGUGGCAAGAUCCCCCACCCCAUCAGGAACUGGAAGGAGUACAACCUGCCCCCACACAUCGUGGAGGUCAUCGACAACUGUGGCUACAAGGAUCCAACGCCUAUCCAGAGACAAGCCAUCCCCAUUGGCUUACAGAACCGCGACAUCAUCGGCGUGGCUGAGACGGGUAGCGGUAAAACGGCUGCCUUCCUCAUCCCCCUAUUGGUCUGGAUCACAACCCUGCCUAAGGAUGAAAGGAUUGAGGACUCGGACCAGGGUCCGUAUGCAGUGAUCCUGGCCCCCACCCGUGAGCUGGCGCAACAGAUCGAGGAGGAGACCCUUAAGUUUGGGAAACCUCUGGGCAUCCGCACCGUGGCUGUCAUUGGAGGUAUCUCCAGGGAGGACCAGGGAUUCCGCCUCCGGAUGGGCUGCGAGAUAGUGAUAGCCACCCCAGGUCGUCUGAUAGACGUGUUGGAGAACAGAUACCUGGUCCUGGGCCGCUGUACCUACGUGGUACUGGACGAGGCUGACCGCAUGAUAGACAUGGGCUUCGAGCCUGACGUCCAGAAGAUCCUGGAGUACAUCCCUGUGACCAAUCAGAAACCAGACACGGACGAAGCAGAGGACCCCGAGAAAAUGAAGAUGAACUUCGAGAUGGGAAAACACAAGUACAGACAGACGGUCAUGUUCACAGCUACCAUGCCCGCGGCGGUAGAGCGGUUGGCCCGUAACUACCUGCGUCGUCCGGCCGUGGUGUACAUCGGUUCAGCUGGUAAACCCCACGAGAGAGUGGAACAGAAGGUCCUGCUCAUGGGAGAGGGAGAGAAGAGGAAGAGGCUGCUGGAUGUUUUGGCGCGCGGGUUCGAGCCGCCCAUCAUCAUCUUCGUCAACCAGAAGAAGGGUGUCGACGUGCUGGCCAAGUCUCUGGAGAAGAUGGGGUACAAUGCUUGCACGUUGCACGGUGGCAAGGGCCAGGAGCAGAGAGAGUUUGCUCUGUCCAACCUGAAGGCUGGAGCCAAGGACAUCCUGGUGGCCACCGACGUGGCUGGGAGAGGUAUCGACAUCCACGACGUCUCCAUGGUGCUCAACUACGACAUGGCCAAGAACAUCGAGGACUACAUCCAUCGUAUCGGUCGUACGGGUCGCGCUGGGAAGAGCGGCGUGGCGCUGACCUUCCUCACCAAGGAGGACUCGUCAGUGUUCUACGACCUGAAGCAGGCCUUCCUGGAGAGCCCCGUGUCCACCUGCCCCCCCGAGCUGUCCAACCACCCCGACGCCCAGCACAAGCCUGGUACCAUCCUCACCAAGAAGAGACGCGAGGAGACCAUCUUCGCCUGACGUGCCAGAUCACAUUAAAGGGUUACGCCACCCUAGGACCUGCCACCACACACACUGGGUUUUCACUCGUUUUAAUCAUCUGUUUUUGCAGUCUCAACACCUACGGUAUCCCCCCUCCUUCCUUCCUGUGUCUUCUGUUCUUUUCUCAUUUUCUUUCUUUCACAGUCUUGCUACUCUCUUCAGUCCUCCUUUUUCAUUCCUCCAUUGUUAUGCUUCCCCUUCUGUAGCCCGGCUACUGUACAAAAUGUUAGGCUGAUGGAAGGGCCUGGGGGUUCAUAUUCUGGUUUUGGAAAAGGUUUUGGUUUUUGCUACAGGAGAAUAAAGGGCCUCUUGGUCUGUUUGGGGAAGGGACGUUAAUGGAAGGUCAUGUGAGCGCCAAACCUACACUUAUUUCAAAGAGCCCCUGUAACAACACACAAGCGCUCCCAAAAGGCCAAGACAGAAAUGUUGUAGUGUGAUUGUGUAUUAUUUUUUUUAAAAUUGGAGUUAGCCCUGUUGUGACAAGUUUUAAAGUUGUGUAAAAAGACCAAUACAUUGAAUACCUUUUUGUCUCCCAGAGAAACAUGGUAAGAUGUGGUGUUUUUUCUUUCAUCAGUCAGCUGGUUAUGAUGAGUAUUUUGGAAUGUGAUGUUUGCUACGUUGAAUUCUAUGAAGUGAAUAAAACCCAACUUUUGACUGA